This is a messenger RNA of Chinchilla lanigera (long-tailed chinchilla), 1635 nucleotides long. RefSeq names its product FK506 binding protein 8, 38kDa (gene Fkbp8). Gene Ontology annotation, molecular function: peptidyl-prolyl cis-trans isomerase activity; protein binding. The coding region runs from base 25 to 1272 and encodes 415 amino acids. The record is from RefSeq and is a predicted model, not a curated record. The transcript is spliced from 8 exons. NCBI's taxonomy places the organism in Eukaryota, Metazoa, Chordata, Mammalia, Rodentia, Chinchillidae.
GGCCAGUUCCCGACCCCCAGCAGCAUGGCGUCCUGUGCAGAGGAGCCUUCUGAGCCCACCGCCGUGCCGCCUGCUGGGCUUCCCCCACUCGAGGACUUCGAGGUACUGGACGGGGUUGAGGACGCAGAUGCUGAGGAGGAGGAGGAGGAAGAGGAGGAAGAAGAGGAGGAUGACCUGAGCGAGCUGCCACCGCUCGAGGACAUGGGACAGUCCCCAGCAGAGGAGGCUGAGCAGCCGGGAGCGCUGGCCCGAGAGUUCCUGGCCUCCGCGGAGCCUGCGCCUACGCCAGCCCCAGCCCCUGAGGAGUGGCUGGACAUUCUAGGGAACGGGCUGCUGAGGAAGAAGACGCUGGUCCCGGGGCCGCCUGGCUCGGGCCGCCCGACCAAGGGCCAGGUGGUGACGGUGCAGCUGCAGAUGUCGCUGGAGAACGGCACGCGGGUGCAGGAGGAGCCUGAGCUGGCCUUCACCCUGGGCGACUGCGACGUCAUCCAGGCCCUGGACCUCAGUGUGCCCCUCAUGGAUGUGGGUGAGACGGCCAUGGUCACUGCUGACUCCAAGUACUGCUACGGACCCCAGGGCAGCAGGAGCCCCUACAUUCCCCCGCACGCGGCGCUGUGCCUGGAGGUGACCCUGAAGACGGCGGUGGACGGGCCUGACCUGGAGCUGCUCACGGGCCAGGAGCGCGUGGCGCUGGCCAACCGGAAGCGCGAGUGCGGCAAUGCCCACUACCAGCGUGCGGACUUCGUGUUGGCCGCCAACUCCUAUGACCUGGCCAUCAAGGCCAUCACCUCCAGCGCCAAAGUGGACAUGACCUUCGAGGAGGAGGAGCAGCUGCUGCAGCUGAAGGUCAAGUGUCUGAACAACCUCGCGGCUUCACAGCUCAAGCUGGACCACUACCGUGCCGCCCUGCGCUCCUGCAGCCUGGUGCUCGAGCACCAGCCCGACAACAUCAAGGCGCUCUUCCGCAAGGGCAAGGUGCUGGCGCAGCAGGGUGAGUACAGCGAGGCCAUCCCCAUCCUGCGGGCGGCGCUGAAGCUGGAGCCCUCCAACAAGACGAUCCAUGCCGAGCUCUCGAAGCUGGUGAAGAAGCAUGCGGCGCAGCGAAGUACAGAGACUGCCCUGUACCGGAAGAUGCUGGGCAACCCCAGCCGGCUGCCCGCCAAGUGUCCGGGCAAGGGUGCCUGGUCCAUCCCAUGGAAGUGGCUGUUUGGGGCGACUGCCAUUGCCCUGGGGGGUGUGGCUCUCUCUGUGGUCAUCGCUGCCAGGAACUGACCACCCAGGUGGCCACCACACUCUGCACACCGUGGACCCUAUCCUGCCCCGCCUCCCCCAGGCUCCCUGUCCACUGCCCGCCCUGGCCUAGCCCCUCCCCCGGGCCGGGGCAGCAAGGAUGGGGUCUCGUGGCCCGGCAAGUGGGAGUCGAGGCCCCGGGAGGGUGGCGAGGCACGGCCCAGAGGGAGGGCGCGAGUGGGGGGCCCUGCUCCUCCAGACCAGCUCCCCACCCUCAUCCCGUCCCCAGGGUCAGGCCUCAGUUUCUCCUCUCCGCAGCCGGGGGCGGCCCCCCCAGCCCCCAGCACCAGCCUCCCACCCGCCUGUCGCCCCGCUCCCCACGUGAAAUAAAGCCUCCCACCCGCA